Molecule: messenger RNA, 2172 nt
Organism: Xyrauchen texanus (razorback sucker)
Lineage: Eukaryota; Metazoa; Chordata; Actinopteri; Cypriniformes; Catostomidae
Gene: nsun4
Product: NOP2/Sun RNA methyltransferase 4
Exons: 6
Coding region: 1-1155 (384 amino acids)
Biological process (GO): rRNA methylation
Cellular component (GO): mitochondrial large ribosomal subunit
Molecular function (GO): methyltransferase activity
Source: RefSeq, a predicted model, not a curated record
AUGGCGGCGCACAUAUGCACAAGAUUUUGUAUAAAUAAAUUCCGAGAAUCUAUUACAUUUAUUCAGCGAAGGCAUCGAGUUAAAGCAAAAUGGGCAGCUACAAGGCCCAAGUUUCCUGCCACUGAUCUUGCUCUGCAAAACUUCGAUACAACAUAUAACAUGCAAUUAGGGGACCUAUGGCCGUCUGUUCGAGUGGCCAUGCUGUCUGAACAAAAGUAUGGAGCACUGAUAAACAACUUCUCUUCAACAACUAAUGUAAUCUCAGGCUUGGAAGCCCAAGGAUGCAGAGACUUCAUCAAUGUUGAUUGUUCCAGGAAUGAGGCACAUCAACAUUCACAGGACAUAUUAAAACCUGCUGAUCUUCAACCUAGUAUAAAUCCUGAUAUCAAAUGUCUUGUUUUUCCACAAGGAGACAUAUCUCGAUUCAAACCUGCUAGACCAGACAGCAGUGGCUUACUAGGAUAUUAUCUCCUGGAUGCUGCCUCAGUACUACCUGUGCUAGCUUUGGAUGUUCAGCCAGGACAGACAGUUCUGGACCUGUGUGCUGCUCCUGGAGGAAAGACUCUUGCUCUCCUGCAGACACAUACAGUCAAUUUUCUGUGGGCAAACGAUUUAUCAGGUUCUCGCACUGCACGGCUACGCAGGACUCUGAAGAGCUACCUGCCCAAAGAGUUCCUGGAGGAAGACAAAAUCCACGUCACUUCCAUUGAUGGUCGGAAAUUAGGCCUGACAGAGGAAAAAAGCUUUGACAGAGUCCUUGUAGAUGUUCCCUGCACUACAGACAGACACUCUGUAAUGGUGGAAGAGAACAAUUUAUUUAAGGGAUCCAGGACAAAAGAGAGACAGCAACUUCCCCUCUUGCAAACACAGCUUCUUGUGGCUGGGAUCCAGGCCACGCGGAAGGGUGGAGACAUAGUGUACUCGACGUGUUCCCUGUCCCAGCUGCAGAAUGAGUGUGUGGUGCAGCAGGCCAUAAGUCUCGCUCUAGAGGAUCUGGGAAUCACAGUGCAGGUUCAGGACCUCGGAUGGUUCACUCAACGCUUUUUUGAUUCUUUCCACUUUGCUUCACAUUUAAAUGUCGGGGAACUGGUUUUACCACAUUUAUGUGCAAACUUUGGACCAAUUUAUAUGUGUAAAUUACGACGAAUGAGUUAGCUAGAUUUUCAAAUAUUGUUAGACCACAGCUAAAAGAAUAGUUCAUCCAAAAAUGAAAAUUCUCUCAUAAUUUACUCACUCAUGCUAUCCCAAAUGUACAGUAUAUGACUUUCUUGAAGACUAUUUUGGCUCUGUUGGUCCUCACAAUGCAAGUGAACGGUGACCAGAUCUCAGAAGGUCCAAAAAACUCAUAAAGGGCAGCAUAAAAGUAAUCCAUAAGACUUCAGUGGUUAAAUACAUUUCUGCAGAAGUGAUAUGAUUGGUGUGGGUGAGAAACAUCAAUAUUUAAGUUUCUUUUUUUAAUACUAUAAAUCUCCACUUUCACUUUCUCAUUCUUUUGUUUUUGGCGAUUCACAUUCAUCUCCCAUAUUGCCACCCAGUGGGCAGGAAGGAGAAUUUAUAGGAAAAAAGUAUAUAAAUAAAUAUUGACAUUUUUCUUGACCACACCUAUCAUAAUGCUUCAAAAGACAUGGUUUAAACCACUGGAGUCUUAUGGAUUACUUUUAUGAUGCCUUCAUAUGCUUUUUGGAGCUUCAAAGUUCGAGCCACCAUUCUUUUGCAUUGUAUGGACUAACAGAGCUGAAAUAUUCUUCUAAAAAUAUUAAAAUUGUUUUCUGUAGAACAUAAAAAGUCAGACAAAUCUGGGAUGGCAUGAGGCACGAAGUAAAUGAUGCAAGAAUUUUUGGGUGAACUAUUACUUGAAGUGGAGCUCUUGAAUUUCACAAAAGUUGUGGCAAGGAUGCCCUCUAGAGACUAAACAUGGAACUUCAAAAUUUGUGUGUGAAGUGUUUUGCUCUGUUACUCAGUAUUUAACAAGGAAAGUUUAACUGUCUCAGUAUAAUCAGGCCUGCUCAAGUUAUUCAAUGGUGUGAAUAUCGAGUGCUUCUAUAAAAAGGUCAAAAUGUUCAAGAUUUUUGUCAAAUGCACAUCCUUAUAGAGGAAGUGAACAGUAAUCACUGGUAGUCCCUUAACUAUUAAAUAUACAAUUUACAGUAAUGUAAAAAACAAUUUAAAAGA